CUGCAGAUACGCCGAUAACCUGGAAGUCUGCCGGGAUCAUUCAACAUUCGCUGGAUUGCGGUAGUUGAAAAGGGCCAUUUGCUGAGAUUCAACAAUGGGUCCCCAGAUCAAGAUGUUCUCCGGGCCUCAGAUGGCCCUCUUCCGCCCUACAUGUGAGCUCUUACGCGCUGUGCCCAGAAUUUUUCUCUUUUCUUCCUGCUUCUCGACCCCUUGCACAGCGCUUCCCAUUUCACGAUGCUUCUCUACGACCUCACCCGCCCUCGAUUGGCUUACCCCUAAGUAUCAGGAAGUGUCGAAGUCUCCGAAGGGUCGCCCGCACGUCCCGACCGGCGGCUCCUCACGCGGUACGACUGUUGUCUGGGGUGACUAUGGCUUGCGCAUGAAGGAUCACGAUCGGCGACUGCCCGCCCACUCUCUCAAGAUCGCCGAAGAGACUAUCAAGAGACGUUUGAGGGGUAUGAACUAUACGCUCUACAAGCGAGUCAGCGCGAACAUCGGUGUCUACACCAAGGGUAACGAGCAGCGUAUGGGUAAGGGUAAGGGAAAGUUCGACUACUGGACGGCGAAGGUCGCGGUGAGCAGAAUUGUCUUUGAGCUCAAGGGCGAUCUGCACGAGAAGGUAGCCAGAGAAGCCUUCCGUCUGGCUGGCCACAAGCUGCCCGGACUAUGGGAGUUCGUGAAGAAGGGCGAGCCGCCCGUGGUCGGACUGACAAAGCUCGGUAACGGCGUAACUCUGGAGAGUCUCAAGCGCGCCCGCAGAAGCCCAGCCCUCGGUGCCGAGAAUCUACCUACACCUCCGAAAUCGACAUCAUCCAGCCCGGUGGCCUCUCAAUAAGCAAACGAACCAAGCAACGCCAUUUCAAAUUUCUGGAAAAUAUGUUCAUUACCCUUGUCCUUCUACAUUUACCUCAUGGCACCUAAGCCCCGACACCCGAGCCAGGUCCAUAUCCCUGCUCUCUCCUGAUCCUUGCCGCCAGCGUUGCAGCCUCUUCUGGGGUUUCGGGUUUCGAAUCUUGUUGUACAUUAUCAUCAGCCAUUCCACGUUCUGCUUGUUGCGAUUGAUCUCGCGGGUGUCGAAUGGCUUCUCAUAUGCGGAGUUUAUAU
Aspergillus saccharolyticus JOP 1030-1 is the source of this 1104-nucleotide messenger RNA. Its product is annotated as mitochondrial 54S ribosomal protein uL16m. The record is from RefSeq and is a predicted model, not a curated record. Gene Ontology annotation, cellular component: mitochondrial large ribosomal subunit; ribosome. Gene Ontology annotation, molecular function: structural constituent of ribosome; rRNA binding. Lineage: Eukaryota; Fungi; Ascomycota; Eurotiomycetes; Eurotiales; Aspergillaceae. The coding region runs from base 95 to 835 and encodes 246 amino acids. Gene Ontology annotation, biological process: mitochondrial translation. The transcript has 3 exons.